AGAAACUAACCCGAAGAGAGUUAAAGUUGUUAUAUUUCUCACCUUUCUGCUUCCCCCUCUCUCAUUUGCUUCUCUACUGCAUCCCCUUUCCUCUUUCCAUAAUUUCCAACCCCUUCCAGUUUCUUGAAACGAUGAACACAUCCAUAAUCGAUCCGUUGCAGGGUGAUUUUCCUGAAGUUAUAGAAGAGUAUCUUGAACAUGGGGUUAUGAAAUGUAUUGCUUUCAAUCGUCGCGGUACCCUUCUUGCUGCUGGCUGCAAUGAUGGAAGUUGUGUUAUCUGGGAUUUUGAAACCAGGGGCAUUGCUAAAGAGCUUCGAGAUAAUGAUUGUUCCUCUCCCAUUACCAGUAUAUGUUGGUCAAAGUGUGGUAAUCGAAUUCUGGUAUCUGCUGCUGACAAGUUGUUAUCCCUGUGGGAUGUUUUGAGUGGUAAGAGGAUAACAAGAAUAGUUUUGCAGCAAACCCCUUUACAAGCUCGUCUCCAUCCAGGGUCCUCCAAACCAUCUAUCUGCUUGGCGUGUCCUCUCUCAUGUACUCCAAUGAUUGUUGACUUAAACACCAAAGAUACAACUUAUCUUCAAGUUUCUGUCUCUGAGAAACCAACUGAACCAAACCCUGCCUCACGUAACAAGUGUUCUGAUGGAAGUACAUCUUUCACGCCUACUGCAGCAUGUUUUAGUAAGCAUGGAAACCUGGUUUACGUGGGAAACUCAAAAGGGGAAAUUCUUGUAAUUGACAGUAAAGAUGGUGAGGUGCGUGCCAUGGUUCCCAUCUCUGGUGGUUCAGUAGUGAAGAACAUUGUAUUCAGCAGGAACGGACAAUAUCUUCUAACGAACUCAAAUGAUCGAGUUAUCAGGAUCUAUGAAAAUCUUCUUCCCCCAAAAGAUGAAAUUAGAGCACUAAAUGAACUGAAUGAGAGCCUCAGUAAUCUAAAUGGUGUUGAGAAGUUGACGGCUCUAGGAUCAAAAUGUUUAACUUUGUUCCGUGAGUUUCAAGAUGCAAUCACAAAGGUGCACUGGAAAGCACCCUGUUUCAGUGGUGAUGGUGAGUGGGUUAUUGGUGGUUCUGCUAGCAAAGGAGAGCACAAGAUUUACAUAUGGGAUAGAGCUGGACAUCUUGUGAAAAUCCUUGAAGGGCCUAAGGAAGCCCUUAUUGAUUUAGCAUGGCAUCCUGUACGUCCAAUUGUCGUAUCUGUUUCUUUGAAUGGCAUAGUUUAUAUCUGGGCCAAAGAUUACACUGAGAACUGGAGUGCUUUUGCUCCUGAUUUCAAAGAGCUUGAGGAAAACGAGGAGUAUGUGGAGCGAGAAGAUGAAUUUGAUUUGGUUCCCGAGUCUGAGAAGGUAAAAGGAUCCGAUGUCAAUGAAGAUGAGGAAAUUGACAUUGUGACAGUGGAGAAGGAUCCUGCUUUCAGUGACUCUGAUAUGUCCCAGGAAGAGUUAUGUUUCCUUCCAGCAUCUCCCUGUCGUGAUGUUCCUGAACAGCAAGACAAGUUCUUAGAAAGUUCUUCAAAGCUGGCGGACAGCAAUAACUCUGAAUCAACAUUUUCAGAAGAAACUGGAGCAAAUGGACAUAUGAUGAAUCAUGCCUCAAGUCCAGUUGAAGAUGAUGCUGUUGGAACACGAAUUAAAAGAAAGCGGAAACCAUCAGAGAAGGUGUUGGAGUUGCAGGCAGAAAAGGUCAAGAAACCCUCAAAAUCCAGCAAAUCGUCAAAAACCAAAAGUAAAUCUUUGUUUGAUGAGAGUAAUGGUAAUGGUUUUUAUUAUGAUGAGCUUUCUGACGAGUAACUGAAGUUUGUAAAUUAUUUUAUCUAAAAAUACAUUUUAGUAAUUUCUUCUCAAUCUUUUUUUACUUUUGUUAAUUCUUGCACGACACUGUCGUUCCCUGCCACACUCUUCCCUCUCUUCCCCUGGGCCUGCCUCAAUUUUAAAGUUAGAAUUGCUUAGCGAAUUUUAAUCAGGUGGGUUCUAUCGCUGUACAAAUAUGAUUAAUUUGGUCAUGCUUGGAAACGUUUUGUUGUUUGUUUAUAUAGAUGGAAUUCAACCAAAGGUUUCAAUGUGUUUGAUUUGGUAGAGUUAGGCCAGUGGCACAAGUUUUGUAAUUUGUUACACUUAUUGAGGGGUAUGACUUCUGAAUGCAAAAGGCUUGCAUCACAUAUAGACACAAUUUUUGCUACCCUGUACUCAUCUAGUAACUAGUAAUGUAUGUGAAGAAUGAAUGUAUACAACAAGUUAUAUAUUUAGUUUGGAUUUGUUAA
Molecule: messenger RNA, 2251 nt
Organism: Trifolium pratense (red clover)
Lineage: Eukaryota; Viridiplantae; Streptophyta; Magnoliopsida; Fabales; Fabaceae
Product: protein RBL-like
Exons: 5
Coding region: 132-1781 (549 amino acids)
Cellular component (GO): Set1C/COMPASS complex
Molecular function (GO): protein binding
Source: RefSeq, a predicted model, not a curated record